This is a messenger RNA of Naegleria gruberi, 981 nucleotides long. RefSeq lists its product as uncharacterized. Bases 1 to 981 code for a protein of 326 amino acids. The record is from RefSeq and is a predicted model, not a curated record. The transcript has a single exon. Lineage: Eukaryota; Heterolobosea; Eutetramitea; Acrasida; Naegleriidae.
AUGUCUCUUCAUCGAGGAGAUCUAUCAGAAUUUUGCACUACUACCAACGAAACCUACAACAAAUACAAACAAUCGGAUGAAAAAUUGUUACGUGAAGAAUUAUUAUUUAUUUGUGAUCAUUUGUGCAAACAUUUGCCUCAUUAUUUUCAUGAACAUCAAAUGGAGAGAAUGAGUUUGGCGGAAUUAUUAGUGGAAUUGUGGAGUCAACCAAAUUUUAGAGAGGAAUAUUUUGAAAAUCGAUUUAAAUUGGAUCCAUAUUUGGUAUUACCAACAUUGUGUUCAUAUCUGGAAAGAGGAAGUCAAUUUAAUGUGAAGAGAACUUGUUUUUUUGAGCCUGUGUUCACAAAUCAAAGAUAUCUUACAUGUGCUUAUUCCACAAAAACUAGCAAUUAUCCUUACAAAACCAAUCAAUUGAGUUUUGAGCUUUUUGCAAAUUGUUUUUCUUGUGACACUUGGGCUGAUGUGGUUGCAGUCUCAUUUUCGUUAUCUGAUUAUGAUAAUCUUCAAUAUUUGAAUACCUAUUUCAAUGAAUGUAAAAGACUUUCUAAAUUUACUUGCUAUAGAAUAAUUUUGAUAUUUACUCACCCGGAUGUUUUCCAGGAAAGGAUAAAAUUGGGUGUUAAAUAUCAAGGAAAUACAGAUCCAAAUAUUCGUAAAGAAUUGAAUAGAUUAAAGAAAGACUGUGCACUAAUCAUCAAUUCUCUCAUUACAGAGACAUUGAAAGUAAUGAUAAAUAACCAAGACAACAGCUAUCCAAAUAGAACAUAUGAAUAUCAUAUUGUGAAUACAUCCCAUGAUUCUGAUAUGAAGGAAUUACUGAAUUGUUUAGCCAUAGGAGCUAAUUCACCUAGAAAGUGUUUUAUUACUCACAGGUUUGAUUUACCUCUUUUUGUAAUUCCAAAUAAUGAUUUUAAACAUAAUUUACAUGGAGCUUUACAAAUGAGACGAUUAGAUGACAUUAUUCUUGAUUUUAUUCAUUAA